AUGAAGCCGGACCCAAACAUCGAACCGAACCCAAGCGCCCCGGAUCAACGACCUCCCAACGUCCUCUCCUUCCCCUCCGCCACCUGCAGCAAGUGCAAGCGCUGCAUUCUCGUCACCAGACUGAACAACCACAUGGGCUCCUGUAUCGGCAACAGCGGCAGGAACGCCAGCCGAGCAGCCGCGGCCAAGAUUUCAAACGGCAGCAACGGGAACAGCCAGAACGACGGCACGCCUCCUUCGAGUCAAAAGGCCACACCAGUCCCGACCUCGCGAGCCUCGAGCCCCAAGAAGCGUGCCAGUGAGGAGGCGGAAGAAGACGGCACGUCCGACGCGAGCGGACCCAAGAAGAAGAAACUGAAGCCAUCCCCAAUGACAAAGAAGGUCAUCCUCAAAACGAAGGGGCCAAAGAAGGACAAGGUCAAGAGCGGCUCGCUCCUGAGCCAGGAACACAAGCCCGACGACGAUGAUGGCGACAACUCGACGGUCGAGGUGGCCCCGAAAAAGAAAGUGGACAAAGACAUCGGCAAAGGCAUCAGCCCCACGAAGAAACUCAAGCUCGGCUCCAACAAGCCACCUCUGUCAUCACCCAUGAGUAAAAAUGGACGAGAAGGAGAUGCAGAGUCUGAAUCCAGUGGAACUUUGUCAUCACCUCCUCAUGCUUGA
Messenger RNA from Verticillium dahliae VdLs.17, 663 nucleotides. RefSeq lists its product as uncharacterized. The record is from RefSeq and is a predicted model, not a curated record. NCBI's taxonomy places the organism in Eukaryota, Fungi, Ascomycota, Sordariomycetes, Glomerellales, Plectosphaerellaceae. The transcript has a single exon. The coding region runs from base 1 to 663 and encodes 220 amino acids.